AUGGCCAAUGUCUGGGUCUGUGGUGCCACCACAAUCGCGGUCACCAUCGAUGUCAGAGGCUCCAGGAAACACCGAAGCCAGGUGGAAAGGAUUGUUGACAAAAAAAACAAGAAAGGAAAGACAGAGUAUCUGGUGCCUUGGAAAGGCUAUGAGAGCGAGGAUGAUACGUGGGAGCUGGAGCAGCACCUGGUGAACUGUGAGGACUACAUCCAUGACUUCAACCGGCGCCACAGCGAGAGGCAGAAGGAGGGUAGCCUGGCCCGUGCCAACAGAGCCUUCCCCAGCAACGUCUGGAAGCAGAUCUCCAGGUCCACUCACAGCAACCUCCCCAAGACCACCCCCAAAGCACUUGUGGUAGGCAGAGAUCAUGAGUCCAAAAACAGCCAGCUGUUGGCUACCAGCCAGAAGUUCAGGAAAAACACAGCCCCGUCUCUUGCAAACCGCAAGAACAUGGACCUCGCCAAGUCAGGGAUCAAGAUUCUCAUGCCUAAGAGCCCUGUAAAGGGCAAGACCUCGGUGGACGGCUUUCAGGGGGAGAGCCCUGAGAAGCUGGACCCUGUGGAGCAGGGUCCCGAGGACACCACAGCACCAGAGGAGACUGCAGAGAAGCCCAUUGGAGCUUUGCUGGGCCCUGGUGCCGAACGAGCCAGGAGGGAGCAGGCCCGAAUACAUCCACAAGUGCCUCAGGUUUCUGGCCCUGUGACUGCUGCCAUGGCCACGGACUUAGCUGUUAAUGGAAAAGGUACAUCUCAGUUCAUGGAUGCGCUAACUGCCAAUGGAACAGCCACCAUACAGACGUCUGUUACAGGAGUGACAGCCGGGAAAAGGAAAUUUAUUGACGACAGAAGAGACCAGCCUUUUGACAAGCGGUUGCGUUUCAGUGUGAGGCAGACAGAGAGUGCCUACAGAUACAGAGAUAUUGUCGUCAGGAAGCAAGAUGGCUUCACCCACAUCUUGUUAUCCACAAAAUCAUCAGAGAAUAACUCAUUAAACCCAGAGGUGAUGAAAGAAGUCCAGAGUGCCCUGAGCACGGCUGCAGCCGACAACAGCAAGCUGGUGCUGUUCACCGCUGUGGGCAGUGUCUUCUGCUGUGGUCUGGACUUUAUUUAUUUCACGGACGACAGAAAGAGAGAAAGCACUAAGAUGGCAGAUGCUAUCAGGAACUUCGUGAAUACUUUCAUUCAGUUUAAGAAGCCUAUUAUUGUAGCAGUUAAUGGCCCAGCCAUUGGACUAGGAGCAUCCAUAUUGCCUCUUUGUGAUGUGGUUUGGGCUAACGAAAAGGCUUGGUUUCAAAUACCCUAUACCACCUUCGGACAGAGUCCAGAUGGCUGCUCUACUGUUACGUUUCCCAAGAGUAUGGGAGGAGCGUCUGCAGAUGAAAUGCUGCUCAGUGGGAAUAAGCUGCCGGCUCAGGAGGCAUGUGGCAAGGGCCUGGUCUCCCAGGUGUUUUGGCGAGGGACCUUCACCCAGGAAGUCAUGGUUCGCAUCAGGGAGCUGGCCUCGUGUAACCCAGUUGUCCUGGAGGAAUCCAAAGCCUUGGUCCGCUGUAACAUGAAGGUGGAGCUGGAGCAGGCCAACGAGAGGGAAUGUGAAGUGCUGAGGAAGAUCUGGGGCUGUGCCCAGGGCAUGGACUCCAUGUUGAAGUAUUUGCAGAGAAAAAUUGAUGAGUUUAGAUUGGCCGACUGA
This is a messenger RNA of Peromyscus californicus insignis, 1686 nucleotides long. RefSeq names its product chromodomain Y-like protein. NCBI's taxonomy places the organism in Eukaryota, Metazoa, Chordata, Mammalia, Rodentia, Cricetidae. The record is from RefSeq and is a predicted model, not a curated record. Gene Ontology annotation, molecular function: transcription corepressor activity. Gene Ontology annotation, cellular component: nucleus.